AUGAUCAAACUGCAGGAUGUUGCGAACGUAAUGGAGGAGUCACUUUCCCAAAGACCCCCCGUGAAGACACUCUGGCAAGGUGGGAUGGUAUUGGGAAACAAUGCCUCUAUAGUGGCCCUGUGGUCACUCAAAAUACGGAACUUGAGGCUCAAUUAG
Molecule: messenger RNA, 156 nt
Organism: Pyrenophora tritici-repentis Pt-1C-BFP
Lineage: Eukaryota; Fungi; Ascomycota; Dothideomycetes; Pleosporales; Pleosporaceae
Source: RefSeq, a predicted model, not a curated record